Chaetomium globosum CBS 148.51 is the source of this 819-nucleotide messenger RNA. RefSeq lists its product as uncharacterized. The record is from RefSeq and is a predicted model, not a curated record. Gene Ontology annotation, cellular component: mitochondrial large ribosomal subunit; mitochondrial ribosome. The transcript has 2 exons. NCBI's taxonomy places the organism in Eukaryota, Fungi, Ascomycota, Sordariomycetes, Sordariales, Chaetomiaceae. Gene Ontology annotation, biological process: mitochondrial translation. The coding region runs from base 1 to 819 and encodes 272 amino acids. Gene Ontology annotation, molecular function: structural constituent of ribosome.
AUGGCCGCUGCGGCGAUGCGGCCCUCGAUGGGGGCACUCGGCAGGAUAUCAUCGUCCACACCCUCCCCCCUCCGCCCUCUGACACAGACCGCCUCCCUCUCGACCACCGCCGCCCUUCUGAAACGCCACAAAUACCGCGAAGCCCGCGUCUACAGGGACAACAGCAAGCACCGUGGCGAGUCGGCCAUCCACCGCAGCGGCACGCGCUGGCGGCUGUCCAUGUCGGACGAGCCGCUGCCGCGGCCGGUGCCGCGCAACAAGCUGCCGGCCAUCGAGACGGACCCGGACCACGGCCUGUGGGAGUUCUUCCAGAACCGCACCAUGGUCGUCAACUCGCCCCCCGAGAUCGCCAAGCACGGCCGCAGCUGGACCGCCGAGGAGCUGCGCCACAAGUCGUGGGACGACCUGCACCGCCUGUGGUGGGUGUGCGCCAAGGAGCGCAACCGCAUCGCCACGGCCAACUGGGAGCGCAACAAGAGCGGGUUGGGGUUCGGUGAGGCGGAGAUGAGGGAGCGGGAUAAUGCGGUUCGGCAGACUAUGCGCUCCAUCAAGCACGUCCUGACGGAGCGGUUUUACACGUGGGAGGAUGCCGUCAAGGUGGCGGAGAAGGACCCCGAAGUCGACCUAACCGGUAACGGGCCGGCAUUUACCCCGAGCAACUUCCUUGAGGACAGCGAUGCCGCAGCUACCGAAGGCGAGCAGCAGGCCGCUGAGGCUACGGAGGAGGCAGUAGAGAAGGCGGAGCCCGCGACAGCGGCUACCCCUGAGUCGGCGACGAUACCCUCAUCUCAGCAACAGACCGACACCCCGAGGUUAUGA